This is a messenger RNA of Aspergillus tubingensis, 957 nucleotides long. RefSeq lists its product as uncharacterized. The record is from RefSeq and is a predicted model, not a curated record. NCBI's taxonomy places the organism in Eukaryota, Fungi, Ascomycota, Eurotiomycetes, Eurotiales, Aspergillaceae. Bases 1 to 957 code for a protein of 318 amino acids. The transcript has 3 exons.
AUGGCAUAUACCGUCGCUUCCACGGCAUCAAUGAGCACAUAUGGCUGGGAUUCCACUCCAACUCUCUCACCACAUUACUACAGUCUAUCUCAGCAGCCAUCACCUCAACCAUCACCGCAACCACAACACCACCAACAGCCACAUCUACAGCUACAGCUCCAACAAGAUCAAACCGACCAAGAAACAAUCAGCACAUUCUGGCGAUUCCUAGCCUCAAGUUCCUCCUAUCUCGUGCUAGCAGGCUUCCUAGUCCUCCCCCUAGCAUUCACCACCACCACCUCCUCCUCCUCCAACAAUAACCCCAACAAUGAAAAUACAACAACACCAUCCACCGACCCAACAACCACCAUAAUCGCCGCAUCAGUCCUAAUCGCAAUCGGCUACACAAUAACCCUCAUGCUAAUCUUCUUUCAAAGACACGAGCGCCAAUACCUCCUCCACUCUAUAUACAUACCAAACACAACAACCUCCCUCCUCUCCCUCCUCAACAUCCUCCUCAACAUCCUCUGCCGCCAUCCAACCCAAUCGCCCGGCCCAUUAUCCCCGGUGCAAACGACCAGCCUCGUGCUACCCAGUGUGUUCGCAUUUCUGUAUGCUCUGGGCGCGUUAUCCAUUUAUGCAGGUGACAUGUGCAUCUUCACCACUACCACCACCACCACCAGCAGUGAUAGAGGCCGCCAACGGAAUAAUUAUAAGAAAAAAGGCAAGAACAAUCAACUACUACCACUAACAGAGGAGGAAAUGCAACGGCAGCAGCUGCAGCGAUUGCUGGAUCAGAACUCGAGUCCGAGACGUGGACCCAGUCCGAGGGUCGUGCAGAAGACGUUCCGUGUCAGUGCGCCGGAGAGGAUUAAUCCUGGGAAGGGGUGGGAUACGUUUACGCCGGAUUUGAGGGUUGAUGGGGGUGGCAAUGGGAAUGGAGGUGAGCAUGGGGGUGGGGGUGGGAGGUGGGUGUGA